UAAGAUGAAAGUAUAAUAUAUCACGGAUAAGAUUUACAGAGGGUUGACCGUUUACCAGACAGUUUCACAGAAUAGUUUCUACUGAACUAUAGUAGGUGCCUUAUCAUCUUCUACACUAGAAUCUGAACAGAGAGGAAGAUGACACUCCGUGAUGCUGACUCAAGCGAGAGUAUCGGUCAAGAUAGCAGAGCUGGAGGGGAUGUUCACAGUAUAAUGCGACGGUUCUCCGCCGCUGAGAACCUUGGUAAUCUAGAUGACGAUUUUUCAGAAGAGAUAAGCGACGAUCAUAUCAACGAUCAGAUCGGAGCAACGACGGCUAAACUCCUUCAACCACUUCGGGAUCAAGUUGGUAACAUGGGGGUGGAUGUGGCGAUGUUAGAGGAAACGUUACAGAAUCUAGCGGCACAGACUGAGGAGGCUAACAACAGAAUAUUGCAGGUUACAAAUUUUGUGGUUGAUUUAAUUGAACGGCUAGAAGACAUCGACGAUAAAGCCCGGUCUCUUCUCGACAAAUGGAAGGAAGAAACUCAGGCUAUAUCGGAGUUUGCAGAGCACGCAGACGAGAUGACGGAGAGGUUUGGUUCAAGCAUGAAGUUGCAGGACGAUAAGAUGAACGAACUGACCGAGCUUCUCAACAAACUUGAAGGGGAAACCAAAAGGUUAUCCUUCAUCCCGUCCAAAUCGAACAACCCAAAUAUCAGCGAAGAAGCAGAAGAAGCAACUAAACACCUCUUAGUAGAGGACCCAGAAAAUGUUGAUUUUCAUGCAAAACGGAAAGCAUUCUAUGCCAUCGGUGAGAAGAUGAAAACCAACGACACCUUUCAAACGUUCAAAGCUCGGAGAGUAUCGACUAUUACUCCACUUGAGAAAACUGAUUGUGUUAGCGAUACUAAUCAGGAAGAUAGGUCAGAUGGAUGCAACCAUGGAACAGAACCAUCCAACCAUGAAACAGAACCAUCCAACCAUGGAACAGAACCAUCCAACCAUGAAACAGAACCAUCCAACCAUGAAACAGAACCAUCCAAUCAUGGAACAGAAGUGGAUGAUAAGUCAGAUGGAUCCAAUUAUGGAACAAAAGCGGACGAAAUAACUGCCAUCCCUGACCAGCGUGAAGUACCAAAAACGAACUCAAUAUUUCUACCGAUACUGCUCUGCAUCAUAGUGGCAGUGGUAGCGUGUUUGGUAGUUAUUGUGGUUAACCCUGAUGUUGAAAAAGAACUUCGAACAUUAGUCGAAGGGUUUGUGUUUCCUCAAAAAAAUGGAAAAACAGCGACGUGAAGUUAUAUAAAUAUGAGGCAGUCUAUAUUAAAACUGUUAGUUGUCAAACUUCGCAAACAGAUCAUAUCACUAGAAGUUUAAAUCACCAGAUCAGAAUAUAACUCAUGAUGGUUGGUUCAAAAACCACCAUGUGAUCGGGCCGGGUAGUUCUUACUGCAUGAUUAUAAUAAAUGAUAUGUCUAGAACAAGAUUGUUUGGUAACUUUUUUUUAGGUCGUAUGUUUAUACCAGUUCGUAUUAUAUUCUUCAUUAAACUUGUUAUGUACGUAUUCUUACUGUUAAUUGUUUUGGUUUCUAUAAUAUUUUAUCACAAUGUUGAUAUGAUUUCCUUUUUACAUUAUACUAU
Molecule: messenger RNA, 1623 nt
Organism: Bolinopsis microptera
Lineage: Eukaryota; Metazoa; Ctenophora; Tentaculata; Lobata; Bolinopsidae
Exons: 7
Coding region: 139-1278 (379 amino acids)
Source: RefSeq, a predicted model, not a curated record